AUGUCAAAAAAAUUCAUCAUAUUUACAAUUAUCUUCAUGAUAAUUGAUGGUAUUCCCUCAAUAUCAACGGAAGACAAUGUUUUGUUGACGAAACCAUCUUCUUUGGCUUUCUACGCUUCGCAGAAUACAAAUUUAUCGACUAAUAAAUACUGUCGGACAUGUUGUAUUGAUGUCCAGGUGAAAACGGUGGGUAAAAAGUGUGGAUCUCAUACUUUGUGUAAAUACGCGAAUCAAAAAAUUGGUCCUGCAUGUAAAGGUUAUGUCCCUGUGUUGUUUUCUGACACAGAAAAGCAUCUCCUGGUGGAUGCACAUAAUACAAUCAGGAAUAAAGUCGCUUCUGGGGUGGUACCAGCGGCUAACAUGAGAAUGCUUGAAUGGGAUGAUGAAUUAGCCGCUACAGCUGACAGAUGGGCCGCGCAAUGCAUUUUUGGUAAUGAUAUCUGUAGAGAUUUAGAAAGGUUUCCCGUAGGGCAGAAUAUAGCAAGGGGAAGUAUCGCUACAGAUGGUGUGAUGCAUUUGUUGGAGAUGUGGUACCAAGGCGCAGAGUAUAUCAACAAGUCUAUUGUACAAUCUUACAAAUUACCUGUGGGGUCUAAAAGACAACAGAGGUUAUACACGAUGUAUUCACAGUUGGUAUGGGCUGAUACAUAUCUCAUUGGGUGUGCCAGAGUGAUUUUUCAAACAACAAAGGGUCCAAAAGUACAAUAUAUUCAACAUUUAAUAUGUAAUUAUGGUCCUACCGGUAACAUACCCAAUCAAAGAAUGUAUAAAAUAGGUACACCAUGCAGUGAAUGUCAAGAGGGUACCUCCUGUCAUUCGGAAUAUGAAUCUUUAUGCGCUACUGACGCAUGGGACGCUUUUGAUGAUUAUUUUCUGCAUGAAAAAGUCACUUACAACAACGGAACGCAACUAGCAGUACAAAAAUUCCUUGUAAAUUUAAUCUGUGCUUUACUUUUACAUCAAUGGUAAAAGAAAACUGUAAAAACAAUUUUUUUAUACAUUUUUUAUGAUUUCUUCUUAAAACACCCAAUAUAUAUUUGUGUUUUACUGGUUGCCUACCAUGAUUUGAAUAAAUUUAUACGUGACCUAACCUGGUCACGUGACACAAAA
Molecule: messenger RNA, 1110 nt
Organism: Dalotia coriaria
Lineage: Eukaryota; Metazoa; Arthropoda; Insecta; Coleoptera; Staphylinidae
Product: venom allergen 3-like
Exons: 3
Coding region: 1-969 (322 amino acids)
Cellular component (GO): extracellular region
Source: RefSeq, a predicted model, not a curated record